AAAAGGUCUCACCGUCACCUCGCCCCGACCGGAACCCCUAAAUUCCCCAUCCCUCCCUUUCCCCUUCCUCUCCCACUCCACCGCACCCCCACCUCAAACCACUCCACCCCCGUGCAAAUCCGCUGGCCGCGGCGAGAGAGGGCGAGGAGGGAACAGAUCAGGUGGUGGCGGAUCGGUGGCUGGCUCGGCCUGACUUCUUCGGCGGGCGCGAUGGGCGGCGAGGUCGAGGGGGGCGGGGGGCGGCAGCUGGGGCGGGUGCUGAGCUUCGGGAUCCCGGACACGGCGCUGGGGCUGGUGAUGGGGUACGUGGAGGACCCCUGGGACCGCGACGCCAUCUCGCUGGUCUGCCGCCACUGGUGCCGCGUCGACGCGCUCAGCCGCAAGCACGUCACGGUCGCCAUGGCCUACUCCACCACGCCCGAGCGCCUCUUCCGGCGAUUCCCGUGCCUCGAGUCGCUCAAGCUCAAGGCCAAGCCCCGCGCGGCCAUGUUCAACCUCAUCUCCGACGACUGGGGCGGGUCGGCGUCGCCUUGGAUCCGGCAGCUCUCGGCCACCUUCCACUUCCUCAAGAAGCUCCACCUGCGCAGGAUGAUAGUGUCCGACGAUGACAUCAGCAUCCUCGUCCGCGCCAAGGCUCACAUGCUCGUAUCGCUCAAGCUGGACCGCUGCUCCGGCUUCUCCACGCCCUCCAUCGCACUUGUCGCCCGCUCCUGCAAGAAACUGGAAACACUGUUCCUGGAAGAAAGUACAAUUGCUGAGAAUGAAAAUGAUGAAUGGAUUCGCGAGCUUGCUACAAACAAUUCUGUUCUGGAGACACUGAAUUUCUUUCUGACAGAUCUCAGGGCAUCCCCAGAAUAUCUUACCCUCCUUGUGCGCAAUUGCCAGAUGCUGAAAACUCUGAAGAUUAGCGAAUGUCUCAUGCCUGACCUAACCGGUUUGUUCCGCACAGCACAAACACUACAAGAGUUUGCUGGCGGUGCCUUUGAAGAGCCGGGUCAGCAGGUGGCGAAUAGAAAUUAUGAGAAUUACUACUUCCCCCCUUCGCUGCACCGCUUGGGUUUGCACUACAUGGGAGCAAAUGAGAUGCAGAUACUUUUUCCAUAUUCUGCGGCUCUUAAGAAGUUGGAUCUUCAAUUUACACUCCUUAACACAGAGGAUCACUGUCAGAUAGUUCAGCGCUGCCCCAAUCUGGAAGUUUUAGAGGCAAGGGAUGUGAUAGGGGAUCGUGGAUUACAAGUGGUUGCACAGACCUGCAAGAAAUUGCAGAGGCUCAGAAUAGAGAGAGGAGAUGAUGAUCACGGAGGUCUUGAGGAUGAACAAGGUGUAAUUUCACAGGUUGGAGUUAUGGCUGUAGCCCAAGGCUGCCCUGAGUUGACAUACUGGGCAAUACAUGUCUCAGACAUCACCAAUGCAGCUCUAGAAGCGGUUGGUACAUUCAGCAGAAAUCUUAAUGAUUUCCGCCUUGUCCUGCUUGAUAGAGAAGCGCAUAUAACAGAAUUUCCACUGGACAACGGGGUUCGUGCUUUGCUGAGAGGUUGCACCAAACUCAGGAGGUUUGCAUUUUAUGUGAGACCUGGGGUCUUAACCGAUGUUGGCCUUGGCUAUGUUGGAGAAUUUAGUAAGAGCAUUCGUUACAUGUUGCUGGGUAAUGUUGGUGAGUCUGAUAAUGGAAUUAUGCAGCUAUCAAGAGGCUGCCCAAGCUUGCAAAAACUGGAGCUAAGGGGUUGUGUCUUUAGUGAGCAUGCAUUAGCCAUGGCUGCGCUCCAGCUAAAGUCACUGAGAUAUCUGUGGGUGCAAGGAUACAAGGCUUCUCCAACUGGCGCUGAUCUUAUGGCUAUGGUACGCCCCUUCUGGAACAUUGAAUUUAUUGCCCCAGACCAAGAUGGACCUUGCCCAGAUAUUAAGAAACAGAUUCUGGCAUACUACUCCCUUGCUGGAAGGAGGACAGAUUGCCCUCCAUCGGUAAUUCCACUCUACCCAGCAUUUUAGUGUACAUGCUUCUUUUUGCCAGACUAAAUCUCAUGGCAAGUAUAGUUCCAUUAUUCACAUUAUCUGUGAAAUCAAUGGUGCCUGUUCCGCCAAAUGAUGAGGGCAGGGCAUGAGAACAUUCCAUUGCACAGAAUCCCAAAACGAAGCAUUAAGCAGGACGUGCAGCUUGAGGAACGGAGUGCUCUACAUACUAGCCAGAGACCAGUCACGCGUACCUGAAGGCAGCACUUAUGCAUCAGCUUAUCCCAACUGGCUAGUAUGGACAUGUAAACUUUAUCAUUUUGAUUAGUUUUGGACAAACAAUUUUGUAAUAAUGUGCCUUUUAGUGUAUCUAAUCGUGUUUCAGUUCUUAAUCUGUAUGCAAUGUAUCGCUAUGUUGAACAUGUAGUUCUUAAGCUGUAUGCAAUGUAUCUACAAUCUGACUUGCUGUGAUUCGCUGAACAAUAUGGAUUUUCCUCAAUUCCUUUCUGC
Setaria italica (foxtail millet) is the source of this 2460-nucleotide messenger RNA. RefSeq names its product coronatine-insensitive protein homolog 2. The transcript is spliced from 3 exons. Lineage: Eukaryota; Viridiplantae; Streptophyta; Magnoliopsida; Poales; Poaceae. Gene Ontology annotation, cellular component: SCF ubiquitin ligase complex. The record is from RefSeq and is a predicted model, not a curated record. The coding region runs from base 211 to 1989 and encodes 592 amino acids. Gene Ontology annotation, biological process: SCF-dependent proteasomal ubiquitin-dependent protein catabolic process.